Molecule: messenger RNA, 1542 nt
Organism: Camarhynchus parvulus
Lineage: Eukaryota; Metazoa; Chordata; Aves; Passeriformes; Thraupidae
Gene: HAO1
Product: hydroxyacid oxidase 1
Exons: 8
Coding region: 1-1113 (370 amino acids)
Molecular function (GO): FMN binding; oxidoreductase activity
Source: RefSeq, a predicted model, not a curated record
AUGUCUGGCACGCCAGUGUGCAUUGCAGAUUUUGAGGAGUAUGCUAGAAGCUUCCUGCCCAAGUCUGUGUUCGAUUAUUACCAAUCUGGGGCGGAUGACCAGGAAACCCUGGCAGAGAAUGUGGCAGCGUUCUCCAGGUGGAAGCUGUACCCGCGGGUGCUCAGGGACGUGUCAGUGAUGGACCUGUCCACCUGUGUGCUGGGGCACAGGGUCACCGUGCCCGUGUGCGUGGCCGCCACCGCGAUGCAGCGCAUGGCUCACCCGCUCGGAGAGACGGCGACAGCCCGAGCCUGCCAGGCCGUGGGCACGGGGAUGAUGCUGAGCUCCUGGGCCACGUCGUCGCUGGAGGAGGUGGCGGCGGCGGCGCCGGCCGGGCUGCGCUGGCUGCAGCUGUACGCGUACAAGGAGCGGCGGGUGACGGCGGCGCUGGUGCGGCGCGCCGAGAGCGCCGGCUACCGCGGCAUCUUCCUCACCGUGGACACGCCGUACCUCGGCCGCCGCCGCGCCGACGUGCGCAACCGCUUCCGGCUGCCCCCGCACCUCAGCCUGAAGAACUUCUCGAGCAGCGAGCUGGCCUUUUCCUCAGGGAAGGACUUUGGAGAGGACAGCGGGCUGGCUGUGUACGUCGCCGAGGCCAUCGAUGCCACCGUCAGCUGGGAGGACGUCAAGUGGCUGCGGGGGCUGACCUCGCUGCCCAUCGUGCUGAAGGGGAUCCUCAGGGCUGAUGAUGCCAAAGAAGCUGUAAAGCUUGGGGUAAACGGGAUCCUGGUGUCAAAUCAUGGAGCACGACAGCUUGAUGGGGUCCCUGCUACUAUUGAUGUCUUGCCUGAAAUCGUGGAGGCUGUGGAGGGGAAGGUGGAGGUGUUCCUGGAUGGAGGUGUGAGAAAAGGCACGGACGUUCUCAAGGCCCUGGCUCUUGGUGCCAAAGCUGUUUUCGUUGGGAGACCUGUCCUCUGGGGACUGGCUUAUCAGGGUGAAGAAGGAGCAAAAGAAGUUCUCCAGAUGCUGAAGGAAGAGUUUCGCCUGGCAAUGGCACUGACAGGAUGCCGGAGAGUAGAAGAGAUUGACAGGACACUGAUCCGAAGACAUCAAGUAUUGUUUUCCAAGAUUUAGGUCUGAAGACUCUUGCCUUGUGCAUUGCCUGUUGUGCUUCCAGACAAAAUUCAACUGCAUUCCUUCUGUGGGCCUCCUCCUGCAAUCCUGACUGAGGAGCUCUGCUCUGUAGGAAAUCACUUGCUGAAGAAAGAACUCAAAGCAAAUUUUACAGGUGCUUCCAAAUCUCUCAGGCUCUUAAGGAAAGCUGCUGCACUGGGAGGUGUGAUUAGAGAUGGGCCUUUAUACAAGACCAGCACAGAAAUUUCAAGGUGUUUUGCAACAAAUGCAAUGAUAAUUAAUUUCCUUGUCUGGGAGUAAUUUAGCUGUUAUAGUGAAACUAUAAACAGAAAUGCUGAAAUUUAAAAUGCAAAAGAUGCUUCUUGCUCACUGUUUAAAGAAACUAGACUGUAGAUUGUAGAGAUUAAAUCUUGCUUUCCUAUGAACAGA